Fonsecaea multimorphosa CBS 102226 is the source of this 300-nucleotide messenger RNA. RefSeq lists its product as uncharacterized. The record is from RefSeq and is a predicted model, not a curated record. The coding region runs from base 1 to 300 and encodes 99 amino acids. The transcript has a single exon. NCBI's taxonomy places the organism in Eukaryota, Fungi, Ascomycota, Eurotiomycetes, Chaetothyriales, Herpotrichiellaceae.
AUGCGUGCCCAGCCGCACUCCGCUUCAGCAGUCCACCAUCAUGGCACACAAGACACCAUCGUCUAUGCCGUCAGCGGCUAUGGCUCUCUCGUAUCAUCCUCGGGCCAGGGGAAAGACGGUCCAUUCGGGGAUGUCAGGCAAGAUCUCAAGCCCGGCGAUUGGGCAUUGAUCCCCGCGUACAGGGAACAUCAGGAGGUGAACGACGGAGAUGAAGAAGUCGUCUGGGUUAUAGUGCGGGCGCCAGGAGGAGUCCCUGUCGUGGAGAACUUGAAGCGCUGGGGCGAGAGCUUGGAGAAGUAG